Ilyonectria robusta is the source of this 972-nucleotide messenger RNA. RefSeq names its product NADP-dependent oxidoreductase domain-containing protein. The record is from RefSeq and is a predicted model, not a curated record. The transcript has a single exon. NCBI's taxonomy places the organism in Eukaryota, Fungi, Ascomycota, Sordariomycetes, Hypocreales, Nectriaceae. Bases 1 to 972 code for a protein of 323 amino acids. Gene Ontology annotation, cellular component: cytosol. Gene Ontology annotation, molecular function: aldose reductase (NADPH) activity.
AUGGCAGCCAUCUCUAACACUACGACGUUCACUCUGAACAAUGGCGUCAAAAUCCCCGGCCUGGGCUUCGGAACCUUUGCCAACGAGGGAGCCAAGGGGGAGACGUACAAGGCCGUAACGUGCGCCCUUAAAGUAGGCUACCGACAUCUUGACUGCGCCUGGUUCUACCUCAACGAGUCCGAGGUUGGCGACGCCGUCCGCGACUUCCUCAAGGAGAACCCCUCGGUCAAGCGAGAGGACAUCUUCAUCACCACCAAGGUCUGGAACCACCUCCACGAACCCGAGGAGGUCAAGUGGUCGAUGGAAAACUCACUCAAGAACUUCGGCCUGGACUACUUUGAUCUGUUCCUGGUGCACUGGCCCAUUGCGGUCGAGAAGGACGGCAACGAAAAGCCCAAGAUCGGAGCGGAUGGCAAGUACAUCGUCAAGAGGGAUCUUACCGAGAACCCGGAGCCCACGUGGCGCGCCAUGGAAGAUCUCCUGGCGGCGGGCAAGACGCGCGCGAUCGGCGUGUCCAACUGGACGAUUGCCGGCCUAGAAAAGAUGCUGGCAUUCGCCAAGGUCAAGCCGGCCGUCAACCAGAUCGAGGUCCACCCCUUCCUGCCCAACGUCGAGCUGGUCAAGUACUGCCAGGAGAAGGGUAUUCUGCCCCAGGCGUACUCGCCCCUGGGAUCCCAGGACCAAGUCCCCAACACCGGCGAGAAGGUGAGGACAAACAAGACGCUCAACGAGGUUGCCGACCGCAGCGGCCACAGCCUCGCGCAGGUCCUUCUCAGCUGGGGAUUGCGACGUGGGUACGUGGUGCUGCCCAAGAGCUCCACGCCCUCACGCAUCGAGAGCAACUUCCAGGUGCCGCAUAUAUCGGAUGCCGACUUUGCGGAUGUUGAGAAGGUUGCCGAGGGUCGACACACGCGCUUCGUCAACAUGAAGGACACGUUCGGCUACGACGUUUGGCCUGAAGAGUCCAACUAG